Caenorhabditis remanei is the source of this 1089-nucleotide messenger RNA. RefSeq lists its product as uncharacterized. The transcript has 10 exons. Gene Ontology annotation, cellular component: Golgi apparatus. Lineage: Eukaryota; Metazoa; Nematoda; Chromadorea; Rhabditida; Rhabditidae. The record is from RefSeq and is a predicted model, not a curated record. Gene Ontology annotation, molecular function: alpha-1,3-mannosylglycoprotein 2-beta-N-acetylglucosaminyltransferase activity. Gene Ontology annotation, biological process: protein N-linked glycosylation. The coding region runs from base 1 to 1089 and encodes 362 amino acids.
AUGAACAUGAGCAAUAUAUUUGCUCAGCAAAAAAAUAUUGAUGACUUGUCUGAAAUAGAGGAUACCGUAAACCGACUCGACAGUAUGUUGAAUAAAGAAAAAAGUCAAUUAGAUUAUAUCGACGAAGAAAUGGAUUAUAUAAUGAAAAGAAACGGAAGCUCAAAGAAAAAACGAAAGGACCGUAAAACACCAAAAUUUUGGAUUGAACCGAUACCAGUAGUCGUGUUUGCAUGUAAUCGUCCGGAAUCUGUGCGUGUCCAUCUUGAAAAGUUGAUAAAGUUACGGCCGAGUAAGUAUAGAUUUCCAAUAACUGUUUCUCAAGACUGUGACAAUACACAAGUGACGUAUCAAAUCAAAAAAUUCGGCAAUCAAGUUGAAUACGUGAAGCACUCACCUGGAAUUGAUGCGAAUAUCUCAAUUCCGGCUAAAUUCGAGAAGUUCAGACUUUACUAUUACAUUUCAAGGCAUUACAAACUGGCACUCAGGCAUAUUUUCUCGAAACAUAACUAUUCAACUGUUAUUAUUACAGAAGGAUUGGGAUGGAUGAUGACGAGGCGUACAUGGAAUGAGCUUGAACCCACUUGGCCUGACGGAUUUUGGGAUGAAUAUAUGAGAGAACCAGCUCAAAGAAAAGGAAGACAGUGUAUUCGACCAGAAAUAAGUAGGACGGCAAUGAUGAAAUACGGUAGAUUUGGAGUUAGCAAAGGUCAAUUUCUGCGAUCACAUAUAUCUAAAAUCAAGUUGAACGAAGCUUUUAUUGACUUUUCUACACUCGAUUUAGAUUAUUUACUGCCAGAACCCUUCAAAAAAUCAAUGGAGGAAGAAGUAGAAAAAGCUCUACUGAUUGAUAUAGCGAGUAUCACAUCAGACACGUGGAAACCUGAAAAAGAACAUGUAAAAAUGAAAAUAAUGUACACUGGAAGAAAUGAUUUCAUUGAGAUAGCGAAAGCAAUUGGGCUGAUGUCAGACUUCAAAAUUGGAGUUCCUCGAACUGCAUACGAUGGAAUCGUCACCUGUGUCUACAACAACACAAGAAUAUUUUUAGUCCCUGAUCGUUCCAAAGUUUUGAAGUAUGAUCCGUCAUGGUGA